AUGAAUCGUCGCCUCUUCUCUACCAUCGGCGCCCGCGCGAGCCUCGACCCCCAGACCCUCGAACGAGCAGCCAGAACAAGGAGGGAAUUGGCAGACAGGCUCUCCCGCGGACUAGGCGAAGAUGGCGACGGAAACAAGAUCAUUCUCGAUACGGCUAACAAGACGGUGACGACAGCCGUUGGCGAGCUACCCAUCUCUCCCUUCAUGGACCCCGACUUCAUGGAGGCGAGGAGCAGAUGGAGGAAUCCCAAAGAGAAGGCGAGGAGGGAACCGCCGACGGAUUUGAAGGGCAGAGCAAAGGCCAAACUCCGAGUAAACGCAUUCGCUCAGGCUCUUGCCACCCCUUUGCGACAGUGUCCCGUCACCAAAAAAUAUCUUCCCUCCUUCUUCCUUCAGAAGUUCAAAGCUGUAUCCAGACCAGGCACAAACGAUGUAUGGGUCGUGCCUGAAGACACUGUCACACAAACAUGGCAAGAGGAGUCGAACUCAGAAGAUGGGCCAGAAGAGAACAACGAAGACGCCAAAGAGCCUUCCCAAGAAUCACCAGACGCCGCCGUAGCGUCGCCUCCAAACCAGGAACAACCCGCACCACCAGAAUUCCCUUACAAGAAGGCGAUGAGCGCCCCGACGGCAUACGUCCUAGCCAGGAAACAGCUACUUAAGAACAUGCCCAAGUCAAAGGGCGCGGCACCACACGGGGGCACCGCCAACAUGAUCUUCAUGAAACGCGACCGCUUCAUGAAGGUCGCAAAGGCCAAACUGGUCUGGCGCGCCGACAUGGACGACUUCGUCCUCGAGAACAUGCGUCGUCAGGUCGUAAACACCAUCUUGUACUACAUCAGACUGGCUGAGAAGGAUAGCAGGGUCUAUCUCCAGCCGUGUCCCACCUGGGAGACGACAGCUCGCGUGCAGAAGCGCGGCUGUCUUCUAUGGUUGCCCUCCAACGUCGGUAGCCAAGAGAGUGCUGGGCCUGCGGGCCCUUCCGUGGAGCAAUUUGCUACCUACGAGGUUCCCGGUGUCAGGUGGGAGAAGAGUCUGCCAGUGCACGAUCUUGAGUUCCUGUUGGGACCGGAGAACAUGGCUAUCUUGCGGAGGCAUUCUCUGUUCAGAGACCAUUCCCUGGUCGUAGUGAAAAAGGACCGUUCAGUCGCGCUGCAGCUUCUGUUAUGGAAGUUGCAAGGUUACCUCGCCGAAUACCCAGGCGACCACAUUUUUCAACCCAAGGGAGCCAAGCCCGAAAGCUCUAAAGCGGAAUGA
Molecule: messenger RNA, 1257 nt
Organism: Colletotrichum karsti
Lineage: Eukaryota; Fungi; Ascomycota; Sordariomycetes; Glomerellales; Glomerellaceae
Product: esterase-like protein
Exons: 2
Coding region: 1-1257 (418 amino acids)
Source: RefSeq, a predicted model, not a curated record